AUGGAGCCAUCAACAGCGAAUCCUGCAGCAUCAAAUUUAGCAACACUUUUAUUAGUCAAACGAAAACUAGCCAAAGAAAAUGCUGAUAAAAUCGGCGAAGGACAAGUUUCACCAAUACUUCCAGCUAUUACUGGUGCUCAUUCGAAUGAAAAGUUACCUUAUCGUCCAAAUAUGUCGGUAAUAAAUUCAACAUCAACAACAGCAACAACAACACCUACAAAUAUGAAAGAAUCACCAAAACCUUCUGGUCGAAAAAACAAACAACUUGAAGUAGAAUUACUUGAUAAAAAAAUUGAAGAAAUUAAUCGUAAACAAGAAGUAAUAACAAAUGAAACAUUAGUCACAUGGAAAGGUUUUGAUUCUCUUAAUUAUCGAUUUACUGCGGAACCUGAAAUACAAAAAUCAUCUCCUAUUCCACCUAUAUCAACAAAACAACGUACACCUACACCAUCAUCAAAAAUACAACCAUCACGUGUCAAAACUCCGGAGAAACUCAUCAUUGAAACACAAAAACAAGAAUCACCAGUCAAUCAGCAACCGAUUGAGACAUAUCCAUCGGCAACAUCGAAACAAUCAACACCUCAACGUAUCAACUCUUCAGUCAAAGAUCGAGCCAGUUCUACACUACCAUCAAAGAUGAAAGAACCUCAAAAAGAACGAAUAGAUAAACAAUCAACACCUCAACGUGUCAACUCUCCAGUCAAAGAUCGUCCCAGUUCUACACUACCAUCGAAGAUGGAAGAACCUCAAAAAGAACGAAUAGAUAAACAAUCAUCUCCUUCUCCACGAUAUUCGAAAGUUCAUUCUGCAUCUUCAUUAGACAAGUUCGAACCAUUGCCUCUACCAAUAUCCAAUAAUCGUACUUUCAAACUCUUUCCCGAUAUCAAACAUAAUGAAACAAAAAGAACUAGAAAUGCUCAUAAAAGUAUCCAACGAAGUAUGGAUCGUUAUCGUUUUCAUGUAUGGUAA
This is a messenger RNA of Rotaria sordida, 969 nucleotides long. The record is from the annotation of a GenBank genome assembly. Lineage: Eukaryota; Metazoa; Rotifera; Eurotatoria; Philodinida; Philodinidae.